Messenger RNA from Poecile atricapillus (Black-capped chickadee), 7262 nucleotides. It is a transcript of the gene PRRG1, whose product is annotated as proline rich and Gla domain 1. Gene Ontology annotation, cellular component: extracellular region. Lineage: Eukaryota; Metazoa; Chordata; Aves; Passeriformes; Paridae. Gene Ontology annotation, molecular function: calcium ion binding. The record is from RefSeq and is a predicted model, not a curated record. The coding region runs from base 397 to 1086 and encodes 229 amino acids. The transcript has 4 exons.
GCAGCCGUCCGAAGCUCUCGUAUUUCUGUUAAAACUUUUUCCCUGUCGGCAUGGUCACCCAGAGGCCCCGUCUGCGCUGGAGCUGCGGCAGCCAGGACAGGCGCUGGGGCUGCGGGUGCUGGGAUGGGAAGCUGUGUUUGGGAACGAGCCCGACCCUCCCGGGCUCUGGGGGACUGCUCCUUGGCUCUGGUGCUGGCACGGGAACAAUACAUCCACAUCCACAGGAAACAGGAGGGGCAGAGGGAGCCGCAGCGUUACCACAGUUGAAGCUGGGAUUGAACGUUACAUUGGUUGAGGAGUGAGAGAGCAGGCAGUGAUUUGGCUUGUUUGCAACAAAACAGAGGGGAAUGGAGCCAACUUGAAAUUUGCAAGUUCCCUGCCUUGACAGCAAUCACCAUGGAUAGUGUGUUCUUAACAGAGGACAAAGCCAACUCUCUCUUAAAAAGAUACCCAAGAGCCAACACGUUUCUGGAAGAAAUAAAGCAAGGUGACAUAGAACAUGAAUGCAGAGAAGAAAUCUGUAGCUAUGAAGAAGCAAGAGAAGCAUUUGAAAAUGAGGAGAAAACGAAGGAGUUCUGGAAAGUCUACAAAAACGGACUCCAGGGAGAAAGUAACACAGGACAUAGCUGGUAUUCAUUUUACCUUGCAUUUCCAUUAAUCAUUGGCCUUUUUAUUAUCCUCAUUGUCAUUUUUGUCAUCUGGAGAUGCCUGUUUAAAAAGAAAAUGCGUAGGCAGUCGGUGUACGUGCACAGGGGAGCCCACGGAGCGCUGGGCGAUGGUGCUGAUGGCAGAGGGCCCCUCCCGCCGCCUCUCAGCAUUGUUCAUUCCCCACAGGAGGAAAUGUAUGAAGUCAGUGGGCUCUCGCCAGGAGGUCUGAGCUAUUCGGAUGCACGGUCAGACUCAAUAUCUACAAGGCUCUCAAACUGUGAUCCUCCUCCUUCCUAUGAGGAAGCCACUGGGGAAAUCACUGUGAGAAGAAGCGAAACUGAGCAACAUUUAGAUCCACCCCCACAAUAUGAAGACAUUGUGAAUUCCAGUUCAGCCAGUGCCAUCGCACUAACCCCCAUUGUCACCAGUACAAAGUAAAACAAUAAGAAUGCCAUGGACCUUUUAAAAAUUGUUAAUCAUUUUGUAGCACUUUAUCUUGGCUUAUUAUGCAUUUCUGUAAUUUAACGGACUUGUAUACAAUGAAUUUCACCUUUUUUAGGCUCGCUCAUUCUUUGGGUUUGGAAUUUUUUUUUUUCCCCUAUCGAAUGUCUUAAAAGAUAAGGAAUCUGUAUUGAGAGUCUAGUGCAGAUACAGAUGUGGUGCUCUGUUAUGCUUCCCAAAAGUACCUCUGUUUUGAAGGAUGUCACUUGUUUUAUUCCAAACACUGUCCACAUUCCCCACAAGAUUUGUGGGAUCCCCCUCCCCUUUCUUACUGCAGACUGUCAGAAUUCCCUGCAAUAGGGAAUCCUUAAGCAACAUUUUAAUAGUUAUUUACACUAAAGAGGACUGAUUUUGCAGUAUUGCCUCUUGUCUGCUUGGUUCCUUUUUCUCACUUGGGUUUUUGUUACAUGCUGCACCCUCUCCUGGCCCUCAGGAGGCUGGGAGCCUUUGUGUUCAAACCAGGAUCUCGUGUAGAGAAUGCUGGUGUAAGAGCAAUAAUUCCAGAGUUGUAGCAGGAGAGAUGUAUUCUAAAGCUUAUGCUAUUACAGCUCAAAAUUCUGUAAAUGCUUAGAAGCUGACAAUUCAAGACACUAAUUGGUGAAUUUAAUGGUGUAAGUUUUUGUCUGUGUUCUGCCUUUCCUGUUUUCCUAUCAGGUUUUACUUUUGUAUUUUAGGGGUGAGAAGUGUGCAUAUAUUAACUUCAGAACUUGAAAGUUCAUGCAACAGUAAUAGUGAAGUACUCGAGAGUAGAUAAAAUCCUGAUCAUGGACUUCCUGUGAUUUUCACUGGGACCAGGAUGUAAUCUAUAAGCACAUACACCCAAAGACAUUAAUUUCCUUUUUAAAGGGGGAAAAAGGAAAGAAAUUCAAUGUCUGUGAUUUCCUUUUUUCCCCAGCUAUGAACACCUUCCUCAAGGUUUCGCCAGCUAUAAAUCCCUUCCUCAAGUUCUGAUACUCCCUUGCCUACUGACUGUACCUUGUGUGCACCUUGUACUGGUGCCUGUGGAAAUUCUUUGCAGAGAAUACAAAUAUCCUUUUUCAAUAGGAAAUAAAUUUAUUGCUUAUCCAUUCCAACGAGGAAUUCUAAGAACACGCGGGCAUAACCCCAAGCAUUAGUGUGGAGUAACUUUUUGAGGCUGAAGAGAUGGAUGAAAGUUACAUAGAGGCUUGUACAGAAUUUUAUCCACUUGGUUUAUACAUGGUACAAAUUCUAAUGUGGUGAUUCUUUCACAGGUUGAUUUAAAAGUUAAUUGCUCGCUUUAAUUUCUGAGUAUUAAGUUUGCUUUCUUUCUUCCCACACCAAGUAGCGUGGCAUUAGCUUAGUACUGUUCUGUGUUCUACUAAUCAAUUAACACCAAUUGAAAUGUGUUGAGCCCUGAAGAACUGAAUUAUGUUGGCUUUCUUACAACAGAAAACCAAACUGUCUUGUUUCAAACACCCCAAAUGAAAUGCCAGUGCCAUCUGUUUGAAAUUACUCUUAAUGUCCUUCUCAUGGGGGCUUGGCCUAACUGUUCCAAAGGAUUUUUAUGGAAGGAGACUGGAAGAAAAUGGAUGGUUAUAGAUGGGUGUGUAAGUGUACACUUCAAUAAGAAUAUGAUCUAACAUAUUGACAAGCAGUGUCAGGAGUUCUCAUUUUUGUCAAAGAGCAGGUUGCCUUUGUUGUCUGCUGGGGAUCUUCAGCUGCUAAGGCAAGUUGUAUUAGAGAUGAACUCCUGGCCAAACUCCUGACUCCACUGCCAAAACUGUAACUUGUAUUAAUAUAUAAUAGAUAUAUUAAGAUAAGCACACUAUGUUUUGGACACUUGUAGUAAAAACUGCCUGGGUUUUGUUUGUGUAUUGUCAGACCUUUUCGUUUGAAGUGGUUUUAGCUCUUGUGAAUCCUGAAUUGCCACAUGUGGAAAUUAAAGCUCCUUUCAUACCAAGCAAGAGUUAAUAAAUACACUGCUUUAGGCGGAUUCACCAGAACAAAGUGCCUCAUCCCAGCGUGCAGGAACCACCUCAGAAAGAGCUGGUACUUCAGUGUCUGUGCCAUAUUGGCACCUCCUGUGCCUACCAGCACAGAUAGUAAUUUUAGCAGUAACUUCCUUGUCAGGAUAUAGGACUUCCCUGUAGGAAAUGCAUGGAGAUCACCCAUGUCACAUUAGGUUGUGAAGCAGCUGUCAUCAUCCCCUGAAAGUGGGCAGUCUGCUUUAGUAGUUCAGAGAUGAGCUGGCUUUUCCCUUUUUUCUGUGUUUUCUUUACUCUGUAUUCCACUACCACUUUUAAAGGGUUUGUUUCUGGCUCCUAAGUUGAGUGUGUUGCUUUAUCCUGUUACUGUGUCCUGUAGAUACUUUAAUGUGCAAUCCAAAAUUGAUGCUUGCCAUUCCAAAAAAAGUCACAACCAAAAGCUUAGUGAUCAUGAGUUGAAUUAAUUGGACAAUGCCUUUUCCAUGAGUACAGGAGUAUGAAAGCCAUUGUGGGCUAUAAAUUUAUGUCUUGGUGAAUAAAUUUAAUAUCUAAAUGAAACCAGUGUGGGACAGUUGUGCAAAUACAUUUCCUCUAAAAUAUGAAUAGUUUUCUCCAUGUUGGAAUAAUGUCAACUUACAAAUUGUUCUGUUUUGUGAAAUGUGGGAAAAUAGCUUAGUCUUGUGGUUGGCUUUUCUAACCUGAUUGAAAAAUAAAAUCUUAUUUGUACUGGGGUUUUUUACAGCUUUUUUUUUCUUAUUGUUUUAUGUAUCCUGUAAUUGCAUUGUCAUGCAAUAAAUAUAAAUUUAUAGUUGUACCUCUGUAAGGUUUUGCAACUCUGAAUGCAGUGCUGUCUUGACUGAUGACAUGAAUAGUCAGGAAACUGCCUUUCCUACUUCUGAAUGUAACAUUGAAUUUCAUCUUGUAUUGGGAUUGAAAUUAUUUAGCUACUAAAAUGAACUUAAAGGUGGCACUGUUUUAAGAAAUUAUGGAAAUUAAUGAUUUGCUUAGAUGAUAUUAACAUAGUGAAGGUUGUUCUCUCUUCACUGUAUGUAAAUAACUUCUGAUUACAGUAUUGUAUAUUUUAAAGGGGUUUGGUUUACAUUAAAUUAUCAUAUUUAAACAUUUUUGCCUAUGUUUAUAGAACAUUUUUGUAACAUUUGUUUUUCAAUAUGCUAAAUAAAAAUUUUUAAGAUGCCUCUAAUAUUUCAAAAUACCAAUUUUACACAACUGCAGUGAGUAUUAACUUUGUGUAUUUAAGUGAUCUUUUAAUUUUCAUUGUUCUGUGGACUUAAUCAGUUUUAUGAACCGAUUGUUUUGAUGAUAUAAAAUAGAGAUAUUUUGUUUGUGAGUAAGCACGUCUAUUUUAGAAUUCAGGCUCAAUUUUUAUCAGAGUUGUGAAUUUGUAUUGUUUCCUAUUUAUAAAAAAAAAGCCUUUAACACUGCAAUGAGCUCAUUUGCUCAGUCUGGUGUUCAUAACACCAAGGUUGUGGGUUCAAUCCCUGUAUGGGCUGUUCACUUAAGGGUUGGACUUGACAAUCCUUCUUGGUCCCUUCCAACUCAGAAUAUUCUGUGAUUCGUUGUAGCCAUAGCUAAGUAAGUCACAGGCUGAGGGAAGGGAAACUAGCAAAAAAUGUUGAAGUUGGAGGACUUAAUUUCAAAGUUCCCCUCAGCCACUCAAAAGUGAUUACAAAAUUUCAUGUCAGCUCUAGGAAUGAAGAAUUAACAGAGAACAAAACCAAGCCCAGCCUUGUGUAUUGAUCCCAGCUGGAAACUGAAGGUCUCCAUUCCAGGCAGCACAAAGUGGGUGUCAUCCCUUCCCUCUCUGGUAAUCAGGAUAAAAGUGUCCCUGGGAUUGUUCACCAGGGCAGGGUCUGUGGGAGAGGCUGGAGAAGCCCAGAAUGAGGUUUGUGCCUCAGAGCAGUGAACUCAAGUGCAGUUUUGUGCUGCUCAUAACAAAAGGGCAAAGAAAGGUACUUGAGGCAGUAAAGGGCAGUGACUUUCCAAGCUGUUUGCACAGUGCGGCCCCGUGCUCCCCUUGGGAAGCUUUCAUUGUGUAUCCCAGGCCAGCACCAUGCAAACAGGAUGCUCUGCCCUGGGUUAGCUGGAGCUUGCUGUGCACACACACACACUUGUGUGGUGCCACACAUCCAUCAGCAGAGGCUGGAAUGUGCACAUGGUUUAGUGCAUGGCUUUGCCUGCAGGCCUGGCUCCCAGCUGUGGGAACGUGGGGGAUGCGAUGCUGAACUGGUGUCAUGAAUCUCAGUGUCUGUAAAAAUCAGAUCAUUGCGCAGGUUACCAGUGAUGAAUGUUCAUUAUUUAUUGUUCCUUGUGCCCAGAGCUCUGUGCUGGGCUGCUCUAAAUCACACUCAUAGAUUUCUUUUUAUUUUCUGCAUAAUGUGAGCUUUGUGAAUGUCUCCUAGUGCCACUUGCUGAUUUUUAAAAAGAAGGAAAACCAUGUUCAGCCGAAAGCACUGAGGUGACAUCUGUACUUUUUCAUUGCUUGCUGUGCACACAUUUGAUUGAUUUGCUACAGGGUAAUUGAACUUUGAAUUUUGCCAGAAAGUUGAAGUGCACUUUACUUCUGUGGGGGUAUCUCGGUAAUUGUAUUUUUCAUUUGGCAGUGAGUUAUUGAAUGCUAAGUAACAAGUCAGUGCAGGAAAGAUCUUGCUUAUACUCUCUUGACCAUAUCUGUCUAUCUAUAGAUAGAUAUGGAUAUCUCCAGCACAUGUAUUAUACAGCAUAUUAUACAGGACUUGGUUACCAUUUAGAUCUCUGCAAAUGUUUGCUGUAAUAUUAGAGAUGUGUCCUCUUUGCCUGUCCUCUCUCCAUGUAUCACACAAUAAAGUCACACUGACUGCUGUGCUGUUUUCCCCUUUAGAAACAAAGCCUAAGAAUCAAAAUGACAAUUUUCAGUGUGCCCUGCUGUUUCCUUCUCCACUUGGAAGCACUGUACAUAACUGUGUGGCUCCCGGGGCUAGCGGAGGAGCUUAAAGCAGGAAGGGAACAAGUAUUUAAAAAAUUCAUUUUGAUAAUGCCAGCAAUGAAAUCUCUGCAUAAGGAAUAAUCUGUACCAGACUGUUUCCCUGGCCUUUCCUAUGGUGUGGGAUGUGUUUUCCCACACAACAGACCUUGCAUCAAUUCCAUGGGUCAGAGGCUCCCAAUUUGAUUUUUCUUUAUUUUCUCACUCAGCUCUUGCCGCUGGCAGUGGUGCAGCAGCCGCUCUUGGCUGUGCCCAGGGACUGGAGUUGUUUGGUGACAUGCAGCUGUACAUAGGUGUCUCUGGGACCCAGGCUUCUCUGCUUUCCUCCCCUGACCUUGCUGGUCUGCUCACACCCAGGCCAGGCAGUGUUUCAGUGCUGGACAAAGAGCUGAGGGGAUGAUCUGGUUUGGGACCAGAGGCAGGUGUCAGCCUGCUGUGACACAUAGUGAGGCACAGUCUGGUAUCACCUCUGGCCUUUUCACUACCAGUCUGAAUGCAGCCACCUCAUGUGGGUUGUUCACAAGAUUAAAACCACUGCAGGCAGCACUUCUUGCCAGGACUUAGUAUGAAAAAUAGUCUUGUCAAAGAAAAGCAAGGGCAGUGGGACCAGCUCAAACAUUUUCCCCAGCUAGUACCCCUAAACUCUCUCAGCACAAGUAAUGUUAUUGCCAUUUACUAUUAGAAUUACUAUUUUAUUUUUUUCCUUAUGCUUUUGUUGUGUCUGCUUUUCUAUUCAUGAUUGUAUUUUAACCAUAGAUUUUUCCUUAGGAGUGGGUGAAGGCAGAAUAUACAUGUAACCAUGAAAAGCUACAUGUUUAAUUUUUUUUUUUUUUUCUGUUUCUGGGUGAGUUGGGUUUUCUCCUCUUAGCUUGCUGGUUUUUUCAUUUUGUUUAAUAAAAGUGCUGAAUAAUGACACCUCCUUUUUCUGCUCCCUCUAAAAUCUUUCACAUGCUCCUUUAGCAAAGUGCAUAACAGUUUAUAUUUUUAUUGUGCAGAUUCCCUAGAAGAAAUGUAGCUUUGAAAAUAAUUUUUAAUAUUAUUUUCUCUUCAGUCAUUUUUUUCUAACUUUUGAAGUGUUACUUGUAGCUUAAUUUCCCUGUUCUUACCUAAUUGUGCUUCAUCCCUCAUUACCUUGCAGCGUUUCCACACAGGCAGCUUGGCUCCGUGAAAACACUACCAUCUUCUCU